This is a messenger RNA of Fusarium odoratissimum NRRL 54006, 2348 nucleotides long. RefSeq lists its product as uncharacterized. Lineage: Eukaryota; Fungi; Ascomycota; Sordariomycetes; Hypocreales; Nectriaceae. Bases 78 to 2348 code for a protein of 756 amino acids. Gene Ontology annotation, molecular function: zinc ion binding; DNA-binding transcription factor activity, RNA polymerase II-specific; DNA binding. The transcript is spliced from 4 exons. The record is from RefSeq and is a predicted model, not a curated record. Gene Ontology annotation, biological process: DNA-templated transcription; regulation of DNA-templated transcription.
GAAGUGCGAUUAGACACUAAUCUCGGUAGUGACAUCCAUAGCUAACAUGCAUCGAAAGAGACGUCCUUAUCCGGCACAUGCAAAUUCACGAUCUCUCUGAGGUACCAGCCAAGCACCGCAGAACGACAUAUGUCGCCAAGGCAUGCUCGCAGUGCGCCAAGUCAAAGCAACGCUGCGAUGGUCAACUACCCUGUAGUAGAUGUACAUCGAAGGAGCUAGACUGCUCAUAUGCAAAGUCAAGAAACCGACGUGCGUCCCAGAGCACGCAAAGCUCUGUCGUCGAUCAUGGUAAAACAUCAGUACCCAGCGUUCCAAAUCAUGAGCUGCAAAAGGCGGCCACUUCCUCAAAUUUGGAGAAUCAGCCAGAGGUCAAUCCUGUGCAGUUUGGGGAUUUUUCGGAAAUGAAUAACGCUCCACUCCCGUUCUGGUCAUCAAAUGACGUGGAAGCAAUCACUUAUCUUUUAUCUCAGCCACCACUGGUCCUAGACCAGAAUCUUGGGUCCGUUUUUGAUACUCAUGGAGACCUUCAAGGUUUUGGUUUCAGCAACAUAGGAGCUUUCUUGGGCCUGGAGGGUUAUCGCUCGCUUGUAGAUGAAACCCCAAGCCUAUCAUCCCAGUCAGCUCCUGAUUACUCAUUGGCCGAGACAACAAUUCCUCAACAUGUUGCUCUAACGCAAGAAAUGCCAGCGUCAGCUCCCAGUGAACCCGCUGUGGAGGGUCUUGAAACAGAAGCCCCGGCACCGACCUUCACCCAAACGUUCAAGUCCCCUGAUUCCUCACAUGAAAGGUCAAGUGACGUGAAUGUCUCAAUAUUCAAUGAAGGCAUCUCCCAAGACUAUGAUGCGUGGCGAGCAGAAGAUUACUGCCAUGUGCCGCGUUUGACCGAGGACGUGUACGAAGAAAUGACCAAGCAUUUUGCACGUUACAAUAGUGACGACGAAUAUUGGACUCCGUUCACUUGCAGAAACUUUCCACCAAUCACUCAUAUUAACACCUUCAUACAAGUAUAUUUUGAAGAGUUCCACUCCCUUCUCCCGUUUCUGCACAGAGCAACCUUUGCCCCAACCAGGGACAAAUGGAUGUUGUCUCUUGGCAUUGCUGCUGUUGGCUCCAUAUUCUCUCGGGCAAAAAGCUCGAGAACCACUAUCUAUGAUUUACAAGAGUUCCUCCGACGAGCCAUACAUGUCCAGGUUGAACGCGUGCGAAACUUGCUGCCAGAUGUCUGCUUGGUCCAGGCAGCUCUUCUCAAUCUACUUGGCAUAAUGUUUUCCCCACAAAUGUCGUUGUGUGAGGCUGUCCCUACCACGAUGACUCUCAUCGAGACCUUGUGUCGAAAGAUGGCGUGCUACACCAAUUUUGACGAGUUUGGUCGACCACUUGAAACUAAAAGUUCGGGCUAUGACAAUUGGGCCGAAUGGAUCAAGAAGGAAAGCCUGCAGCGCCUCUUUUACUCGCUUUGGAUACUCGAUUGCCAGCACAGCUGUUUUUGGGCAGGCCCUGGAAUAAUUACUCUAGAUUGCCUACAGUUACCAGCGCCUUCACAUCCGUCACUCUGGGAGGCCUCAAGUCAAGAAGCAUGGCUUAAAAAUCGAAAUACCUCAUCUUACAACGCUCUGCCUUUUCGAAGCGUGCUUCUUGAAUUUUAUCGCACUCAAAAGAUUCUGAGCCCUGACCCUUUCAACAUACUAUUGCUGAAUAUUGGAGUCAAAUAUCAUGCCGAAAAGCUUCAUCGUGCUCCAAUCUACCUAAAUAUCCUCCAGGAACAUGCCGAGGCGCUGCUACCACCAACAAAACUCUCUGGUGCCGUUCAAAGUCUCUCCCACCUACUAUCAAUGUUCAUCUAUUUACCCGUCCGAGAACUUUAUGCAUUUACGGGCUGGCGUGUGAGCAGUAGCCAGAGGGCCAUUAAUAACACCAAGUUGCGUACCUGGAUACAAAGCAAAACCGAAGCACGUGCCUCUCUUAUGCACGCCUGUAAGGCUUGGUCAAUGAUUCGCAACAGGAAAACAGGGUCACAGCAUGAGACAAUGGGUUUCUUGCUCGCAGCAGUCAUGAUUUGGGCCUGGAUCGAGUUGGGUAAAAAGCCAGAGGUGGAGGACCUGAACCUAUUGGUAACUGUUCGGUUGGAUCAGGGCACAGACAUGCUAAAAGCAUGGAUAACUCAAAACAAUGACAGCCGUCUUUAUCUCGGUGGCGUGGGUUGCCUGUGGGAAGAGGGAGCAAGCAGGAGGCUGAUACAUGAGUCUACAAAAACACUUGAGGGUCUUGACUGGCCACUGGCUCGGGUUUUGGCAUUGAAUUUACGAGAGCACUACAAGAGUUACCCAGAUAAAAGACUUCCAGGAUAA